UUUGUUCGUAGCAAGUGCAAAAAUGCAGCUGCACGUACGAGGAUUGGGCACGCACGUUUUGGACGUCCAGCCGGAUGACAACAUUGCUCAUGUGAAAGCCUUAGUGGCCGAACUGGAAUCGGUCGAUGCGUGCGUACUUCAUCUGCAUUGCGAGGGCAAACCACUUGCCGAAGAUGCCACCGUCGCUCAAUUGUCCUCGGUCGAGCUCGAUGUCACGGUUAACCUGCUCGGUGGUAAGGUGCACGGUUCGCUCGCUCGUGCCGGCAAAGUGAAGGGACAGACACCAAAGGUGGAAAAGAAAGAGAAGAAGAAGAAGAAGACUGGCCGCGCUAAGCGACGCAUCCAGUACAACAGACGCUUCUCGAGUGUAGUCCAGGCGUACGGACGUCGCCGUGGUCCGAAUGCUAACUCGGCCUAGGCGUAAGCGACGGGAAACGACGGGUCAACGUGUAUGCUGCUGAGC
Molecule: messenger RNA, 463 nt
Organism: Anopheles maculipalpis
Lineage: Eukaryota; Metazoa; Arthropoda; Insecta; Diptera; Culicidae
Product: FAU ubiquitin-like and ribosomal protein S30
Exons: 1
Coding region: 23-418 (131 amino acids)
Biological process (GO): translation
Cellular component (GO): cytosolic small ribosomal subunit; ribosome
Molecular function (GO): protein binding; structural constituent of ribosome
Source: RefSeq, a predicted model, not a curated record